AUGUCCCCAGCUCCGGCAACUAUCAUCCUCGCCAUAUCCCUUCUUCUGAUUGUGAUCUGGGGCAAGAGGCAGAAAGCCCAUUCCCAAUCAAGUGACCCAGCAAUAUGCCGCCAGAUCAUUGCUGGCGUGCUCAAAUCCACAGAAAAGCAGCAACCCAAUACCCUGUCGCCGCAUCAAGCGAAAGCGAUGGCCAAUAGACAUCUUCCAAUCGCCUUUGGAAUCGACAACGCUUUCACACGCCCAGAUAGUGCCCAUGCCACCAUGUUCGUCGAGAAAGUCAAACCGUUAAUCAAUCUAUCGGCAAAGCAGUGGUACAGCGUAUCCGAGUUCGCCAGAGUCACGACCAGCUACUGGAUCGAGCAUGGCUUUCCCGGACCGGAUCAUAACGGCAGCAACACUUGUCACAAAGAAAAGAGCAAGGGCACCCGCAAUCAUAUCAGUACUACCUGCAAUCGAAUCAACCUCGCCAGUAUGGUGCAGUUACUUUCAUUGAAGGUCGUGCUAUGGCUGUUUUUCAACCACAAGACUCAAGACCAGACAUGUGAUGCGAAUCUACUGAGCCUAGCACAGUCCAUAAAUCGAAUCUGGAUAUCUUCCAAGCUGAAAGCUACGGAGGAUGAUGUUCCCAGAUUUGAAGACGAUGCAUUGCUUCAGACAUCGCUGGUUAACCUCUUUGGUACUCACGAUCACCCGGAGGAAAACCCCUUGAACGUAAUCCUGCCUUCCUUCGAGACCAUGUGGCGCGUCGUCUUGCGAGCUUUCCUGGAGAUCAGAUUUGCAACUGGGAAGGAAGUACCUGCGUGGCGGCGGACGAUGAUUGCUUUUGCUUCUCAGCCCACAAAGUCCCAAUUUGAGGCAGGCCUCACGUUGUUGCCCAGUCGCUCCAGGCCCGAAUCCAGCAAUGGCUCCAACUUGGGUGAUGCACGAGGUGUUUGGACUUCACCCAGUGCAAAGAACAUUGUCAGUGAAUCCCUUCGCCUGUACGUACCUACAAGGCACAUUCAUCGAGCGUAUCAGUGGGACCAGGGUGUGGCGACAUCGCUUGAAAUCAAGUCUGCUGACAUCGAGGGAUGUCAUUUGAGGUCUGAUUUCUGGGGUUCUAGUGCAGAGAGAUUCAAUCCGGAUCGCUGGUCUGAGAUUACAUCCGCACAGGGAGAUGCUUUUAUGCCAUUCGGUUGUCCGCCCUUUGAAUGUCCUGCGAAGCCGAUUUUCGGGCCGAGGAUGAUUGGAGUUUUGGUUGGCGCUCUUCUAGCAGCCAUGGAGGACAAGGACCAAUUGAGUUCUUGGACUUUGGAUUGUGAGGAUGGGAGAGUGUUGGGACACCUCACGUCUGGGAGGAAGUUGUGCCCGCAUAGAAAUGCCUACACGGAACUGUAUCUAGUGCGGUCUUGGACUAGGGAAGAGUGA
Messenger RNA from Penicillium digitatum Pd1, 1407 nucleotides. Its product is annotated as Cytochrome P450. Gene Ontology annotation, molecular function: iron ion binding; heme binding; monooxygenase activity. The record is from RefSeq and is a predicted model, not a curated record. Lineage: Eukaryota; Fungi; Ascomycota; Eurotiomycetes; Eurotiales; Aspergillaceae.